AUGGCCGAGUAUAAGAAGAUCCUCGGGGAGGACUCGCAAUCCAGCGACAACGACUCUGUUGCCGCUGAAGGAUGGACGAAAUAUGACCACCUCCGAAAUUUUGGCGUCAGGACCGUGAUUUUUAUCCUCUUUGUGCAAGUUAUCACAUACCUCGCGAUUGUUCUGCUCCUAGCAUGGAUCCUCAAAAAUCAAGGUUCAUACCAAAACUUGAACGGGAAAAAUUCAGAGAAAACGGCUAUCAAUCAAACUCGCACAGAUAUCACAUCUUGCGGACGUACGCCUGCUGAAGCCAUCGCAGCUCAUUGCUUCUUCGACAUUUUCCUAUUUGGAUGGACUCCGCCAGAAUGUACGGACUUGCAACUUUAUAAUGAGAGCCUGACGACUUUGAACUCCCAGCUAGAAGGUUCUCCAGCAUUCUACACCCUUUCCAGUUCUAGCUCUGCACUUCCAUCUUCAAAGUACACCCCGCUGUCUUUUUCGACAAUAGAAAACUAUGCGCUAGGCGCAACAUCCGCUACAGAUUCUGAGCUCCUCACAAAUGGCGAUGAAGUGUUCGCAACAUGGGAGCAUUAUCUAGUUUCAUGCACAUAUGGAUGGCAAAAGGUGCAAAGAGCGGCGAUGAGAAAUUGGCCAUUGGAGGAGUGGUCGGCAAGUUAUGCAUUAGCAGCACACUGCGGACCUGAUUUAUUGACAAGGGAAAAGCGUGAAAGCGAGAGUAUCGUGUCACGACAUACACCUUGGUAUCCAAGGUGUGGGUUAGAAGCAAAGGACCUGAGGAGAGAAAUUGCAGACACAAUCUAG
This is a messenger RNA of Penicillium canariense, 801 nucleotides long. RefSeq lists its product as uncharacterized. The record is from RefSeq and is a predicted model, not a curated record. The transcript has a single exon. Lineage: Eukaryota; Fungi; Ascomycota; Eurotiomycetes; Eurotiales; Aspergillaceae. The coding region runs from base 1 to 801 and encodes 266 amino acids.